GAGGCAGAGCCCACGCCCCGCGCUGACGGGCCGAGCACGCCCGACUGAACGUAGCUGUCAGUCACCGUAGUUUCUGCAGGCCCUGCAGUGCUCGGGAGUUAGCUUCCAGACGCCCGCUCUUCUGCGUCCUGGUGCCCGAACGCGGUGGGACCGGCGAGGAGCGCAGCGUCCCCCAGCGUGGGGCACUCCCUCCUCGAACCACGCGCUUGGGGGCAAGGUGCAAAGUGCCCGAGUGUGUGGGAGGCAGUGUGGCUUCCGUCUUGUUCGGAGUCGGUUCCGUUUGGGGCCAGAGGAAUCACCGGGAAGGUGGAUGAGGAGAGGCCAGAGAAUCCCACCGUGGCACUCCACUGGCAUGCUGUCUCUGUCACUCCAGCAUCUGAAAGGAGACAAAGGCUCACUGAUGGCUCAGUUGGGAGCAGUUGUGGCCGUGGCUUCCAGUUUCUUUUGUGCAUCUCUCUUCUCAGCCGUGCACAAGAUAGAAGAGGGGCAUAUUGGGGUGUAUUACAGAGGCGGUGCCCUGCUGACGUCAACCAGCGGCCCUGGUUUCCAUCUCAUGCUCCCUUUCAUCACGUCAUAUAAGUCUGUGCAGACCACACUCCAGACAGAUGAGGUGAAGAAUGUACCUUGUGGGACUAGUGGUGGUGUGAUGAUCUACUUUGACAGAAUUGAAGUGGUGAACUUCCUGGUUCCAAACGCAGUGUAUGAUAUAGUGAAGAACUAUACUGCCGACUAUGACAAGGCCCUCAUCUUCAACAAGAUCCACCACGAGCUGAACCAGUUCUGCAGUGUACAUACGCUUCAGGAGGUCUACAUUGAGCUGUUCGAUCAGAUUGAUGAAAAUCUCAAACUGGCUUUGCAGCAGGACCUGACCUCCAUGGCUCCUGGACUUGUCAUCCAAGCUGUGCGGGUGACAAAGCCCAACAUACCCGAGGCGAUCCGCAGAAACUACGAGUUGAUGGAAAGCGAGAAGACAAAGCUGCUCAUCGCAGCCCAGAAGCAGAAGGUGGUGGAGAAGGAAGCGGAGACGGAGCGGAAGAAGGCCCUCAUUGAAGCAGAAAAGGUGGCCCAGGUUGCCGAGAUCACCUACGGGCAGAAGGUGAUGGAGAAGGAGACGGAAAAGAAGAUUUCAGAGAUUGAAGAUGCUGCGUUUCUGGCCCGAGAGAAGGCAAAGGCCGAUGCCGAAUGCUACACGGCUAUGAAAACAGCCGAGGCAAACAAGCUGAAGCUGACCCCUGAAUAUCUGCAGCUGAUGAAGUACAAGGCCAUUGCUUCCAACAGCAAGAUUUACUUUGGCAAAGACAUUCCUGACAUGUUCAUGGACUCUGUCGGCAGCCUGGGCAAGCAGUCGGAGGGGCUGGCUGAGAAGCUGAGCUUUGGCUUAGAAGAUGAGCCUCUGGAGGCAGCCACUGCGGAGAACUGAUAGUUUUAUACAACCUCACAUGACACUUAAUGAGAUCUUUAUUUUUUAAGAUGAACCAGAAUGCUCCCUCCUCACACACUACCUUCUUUGACUCUCUUCAAGUUACCAUGGUGAAAAUGAAGAAAUGGAUUUAAAGCUACUCACCCUCCUGGGAAGGGGGUGGGAACUGAUGAUUUGGGAUUUUAUUCAGGUAAGUCGGUUAUAUGACUUCUGAUAAGAUUUGUGGACUAUGGGUUUGAGCCUUUGACUCCCAGACACUAAUUUGUCCUUUGAAGCUGGCUUAAUUAGGAAUGCUGCCAUUAAGGACAGGGAGAAAUGGAGAGUGUUGCCUCCAUGUGAUUUGAUUUCCCUUAUUUGGAAAAAUGCAGCCCAGUGUUCUUCGCCUGCUUCCAAGGUGGGAGAUGCCUGUGGGUGAGGCUCGGCCACUGAGAAAUAUGUGCUUAUAAGUUUGCCAGAAGAGCUGUAGAGAAACAGCUGCAGACAUUUGACCUUCCUGGCAUUUCUGUCAGCGUAUGUAUGAGUUAUUUUAGAGGCAUGCUUUCUCCGGCCCUCAUAAGGAACCACUGGUGCUAGGUUUUGCAAGAUUUUCUAUGCACUGUGCUCCUUGCCCUAGGGCUCAGAGUGGUGGUUUCUGACUGCGUCUGUGGGGUCAGAGCUCAGUCACCACCACACAGUUCUUCUUGAAACUUAUCACCCAUUCUGUGAUUUGGAUUCUUCUUCUCAAAUAAUCUGUUCAGUGGUCCCACUGAGCAUCAAGAAGACAGAAAUAACCCAAGUGUCUUAGUAGCUGCUUCAGUGGGCUCCUUUGAGCUAUUAGCCACUGCGGUGCCUGCUUGGCAGAUUACUUAGGUAGCUUGAGAGCAAGUGUCUUUGUUGUGGAUUCUACAGGGAAGAGCUCUGGCACCAUGCGUGGAGGAGGAUGGUCAGCCAAGAGAUUUCCUGGACUUAAUGCCUAUGGCUUGUGCUGGGAGUUUGUCUGACACAGAGGUAAAGGCAGGCCUGUCCUCUGAGUAGCCUGUGUUUUUAAUUCUAGGGCUCCGGGCAGUCACACAGAGGUCAGACUGAAUGUUAAUUCUCCAGAGACAGCUGUGGACAUCUGACUUGUAAAUGCAAGUCAGAGUUCAUGCCCAAGUCCCUGAGUUCAAAGUCCAUGCAGAAUGUUUUCUUUUUCAUCACUAGUUAGGAAAAUUUCAAGUCACUCUGGGAUAUUCAGGAUUGGGAGAGAAAAUAUAAAAGGAAGGUUUUUCUUAUACCCUGAAAUUGGGGUUAGGGAUAGUGUGGGUAGGGGGAUCCAUCCAAUGAGUUGUGUACAGAAUUGUUAAGUGGAAGGUGGCUAUCUGGAGUAAACUAAUAACCACAUUGGUACCCUCCAUGACCAGCUCUGGCUUAGGAUUUGGCCUUGUUAUUAGAUACUCCACCACCACCCCCAAAACUCCUACUGUACCCCUCUUCCCAAGGUGAAUACUGUGAAGGACACUUUCUGGCACCAAUCCCCACCUCAUUUUUGGUCCUAUGCCCAGAUUUCAGGUUUAUUGAAUGGUCCCAGAACUUGGGCCAGCUUGCUUAGGAGUUUGGGGAGCUUUUAGCCUGCCUGGAAAGAUACAGUAUUCACUCCCCAUGCUUCAAAUGUUGCCCUUCUCUGUUCUAAUUCCUGGGACUUAGAAUUCCCAAACUACAAGUCCUGGUCACACUUCGUGAAGGCAGCAAGAUGUUCCUGGGAGCGACAGAUUUUAAUGUGCUCAAGAGUCCUUGAGAAAGCGGUCAAUUUCCCAAGAUCAGCAUAGGGUAGCCAUUAUUAAAAUAUAUUCAUCCUCCUCCUGUUUCAAUCCAUUAAUCAUUUGCUAGGAGCAACAUGACAUGCCCAGCAUUCCCUAAUCACAUAUAUGUUUGCUCCUUCUGCUCUGAGCUCUUGCUGCCUGGGCCUCAGAAAACACCAGUUUGCCACAGUGGAAUCAAGAGCAGGAUAUCUCAGCCUCUCUGAAUAGUACGCUUUGCUCAGGUUCGUAACUUGAAAGCCUCUCGGGUACUAACGUCCUGUGAUAGCUUGUCCCUUGACCACAAAAGAGCCUCAGUAGAGUAAAGUCCUGCUACAGCUGCCCCUCCAUGUUAAAGUCACUUCCUCUUUCAACAAAAAAUAUAAAUGUCGUUGUACCCAUUAAUGUAAAUCCGAUGCUUGUCUGUACCUGUCUGAAUAGUAAAAUCAUGGAAGUCACCCAUUUCCUUAGCAUGGGACAUUGAACCCAUCCAUCUGUGUGACUUUGUUUUUUUAACACUUACUAGAAAAUCUGAUCUUAAAACAUUUGAAUUCUAAACAUGUAAAAUGUGACAGCCUACAAUUUUGUAGACAGUGAAGUAAUGGCUGCUAUUUAUAAAUGGAACUUCUAUCAAAAUAAGUAACUGUUUAUAAAAUUCAGUUUUUGUAGGAUUUUCCAAGGAAAAGUCACCUUGAUUGAAUGUUUCUCAUUAAACUUUGCAGAAGCAAUUCAUAUACAGUACUGUUUUUAAUCGCUUUUUAAUAUAAGGACAGAAUGUUUGCAAGGAAGCCAAAGUUUAUUAAUAAUUUUUAUAUAACUAAAAUAGAUUUGGAAGGAUCUGUGAUCAUAUUGAGGUAGGAGCAGGGGGAUCACUGGAAGAAUCUUAGCAAUAUAUUGAUUCAAAAAAAGAGAUGAGACGUUUUACAAAGGAUCUUUAGUAGUUUCAUUGGAUCUGUGUAUCUGUCAACACUGAUAAUUACUAUUUAAAGAGACUAAAUAGUGAAAGUAAGAUGGUGAUAUUGAGUUCUAGCCACUGUUUUUGUUGUUUCCUUAUAAAAGAGGUAAUAGCCAAUCAUUUUGUGUUUGUAUUUCCAUUCCUUUUUAUUUCUGCUUUUGUGUAGUCUGAUGAUUGGAUAGUCAAACUAAUUCUACAUUCAAAGAGCCCCAAGGGUGUAAUGACCCCCCAUUUGUAACAGAAAUGAUUCUUGUUUUAGUAAUAAUCCUAUAAAUGAUACUGCUGGAUUCACUGUCUUGAAUUAAUAGCUGGAGGAAUUGUUUUGUACAACACUAAAGAUCUUAUGUGAAUUUAUGUCUUAGUUUUAUUUUCAGUCUUGCUAAAUAAAAUGAGUCUUUGUAUUUA
Messenger RNA from Microcebus murinus (gray mouse lemur), 4534 nucleotides. RefSeq names its product ER lipid raft associated 2 (gene ERLIN2). Gene Ontology annotation, biological process: SREBP signaling pathway. Gene Ontology annotation, molecular function: ubiquitin protein ligase binding; cholesterol binding. Lineage: Eukaryota; Metazoa; Chordata; Mammalia; Primates; Cheirogaleidae. The record is from RefSeq and is a predicted model, not a curated record. Gene Ontology annotation, cellular component: endoplasmic reticulum; endoplasmic reticulum membrane.